Candidozyma auris is the source of this 726-nucleotide messenger RNA. RefSeq lists its product as uncharacterized. The transcript has a single exon. The coding region runs from base 1 to 726 and encodes 241 amino acids. The record is from RefSeq and is a predicted model, not a curated record. NCBI's taxonomy places the organism in Eukaryota, Fungi, Ascomycota, Pichiomycetes, Serinales, Metschnikowiaceae.
AUGCUUCUUUUUCUAGUAUUGUUGGCUAGCGUUUCUGCUUCAAGCAUCCAUGAUAUUUUUACACAGAAGAUUCUGACAGCCCCAGAAGUAGACGCCUUCGAUGAUAUCACAAACUCAAUGCUUGAGCAUGGAGUGGUGAGAGUAAAAGAGGACAAUUCCAUAAUCGUUUCGGAAUACUUGCUUGAGUUGUUCUCCCUGAAUAACUUGGAAGAGUCACUCAAGUAUGAAAUAGGCUUUGCGAGUUAUCUUACGGGACAAAAUAGGUUUGUUCAAACCAGUUUCAAGAAUAGCCAGUUCAUAUCGAUUGAGAGCUCGUGGCUGCCUCUAAGUGGCUGCAUCGACAACACACGCUGCAAUACAACAACAAGUGUUAGUCGGCUGUUGGAAGUUAAAACACUGAACAGCUUUGGCCCAUCCAUCACCUUCUCCUUGUUCGGUAUGGGCUUCGCUAUGGACCCAAGAAUCAGCUCAGGCCAUGUCCUUGGCUCAAAGUUCACUUGCGACGUCAAGCCGGGAGAUGUGUUGCAGAUGUUUCAACGAGAGCAUCGAGUUGUUGUGAACAAUGUCAAGCAGAGGAGGUUCGAGAUUGAGAGUUGGUGGAAGCGUCCGCUCCGACUCUUGAGAGUCAAUGAAUGGGAGCCUGUGGAGGGAAAAAGUAUCUCCUACUGGCAGAGCUCUUCCACCGCCUGCGUUACCGAUCCGCAAAAGUUGAGAUGUGAAGAGUGA